This is a messenger RNA of Calliphora vicina (urban bluebottle blowfly), 804 nucleotides long. RefSeq lists its product as uncharacterized. The coding region runs from base 1 to 804 and encodes 267 amino acids. Lineage: Eukaryota; Metazoa; Arthropoda; Insecta; Diptera; Calliphoridae. The record is from RefSeq and is a predicted model, not a curated record. The transcript is spliced from 5 exons.
AUGCAUAUCUUAGACUCGGACUACAUUGAACUCGAAAGUCAUAGAAGGGCUCAAUUGGCCGCUCUACAAUGGCAGACAGUAACCAAAAUAUCCAAGAAGGAAAUACGACGUGCCCAUCUUAAGUUUGUCUACAAAAUCUAUUUAAUCAGUUUGCUAUUAAGUGUUUUAGUGGCGGCUCAGUGGUGGUUCGUUACCGAGAUCAAAGCUGUCCAGAUAUUUGUAAUAAUCUACAAUUACAUUAUAUUGGCUAUUGUGUUUGUACAUUUUCUAAUGUUAACUUUACUGCAAUAUAUGCUUAGAUUCAAGACGGAGAGAAGCAAAUCUAUAGUUAUUACUUAUAUAUUUCUAAUGGUAGAAUUUGGUUCCAUAACUAUAUCCCGUCCCACGGUUGAAUCCGAUUUAAGUACAUUUUUAUACGCCUCGCUUUUUACAGUAGCAAUGUGGGGCAUUAGUUUUAUUCUGGCCACAAUAGGUCAAACCGACACGGACCGUUCGUCAGUAUAUUUGUCUUUGUGGAGUCAGAAAUAUUAUUUGGCUACUUCUACCAGCCUAUUAAUGACUAUGGAAUUUAGUUUUAUUUCAGUACAAAUAAGCAUUUCAUUAUUUAUGGUAUUUUUCAUAUCAAUUUUUUUCAUAAUCUGGGGACGUUCACUUGGCUCCCUGAAGUUUUACAGAGAAGAAUCGAAAUUUUGCAAAUAUUACAUUAUACUAAAUUUCUUGAAUAUCAUUUCGUUAUUUGCUAACAGUAUUAUACUUAUUCAACGAAUUGUUGAUCAAGAUUCUGAUGAAAUUGAUGAGGUUUGA